Molecule: messenger RNA, 1014 nt
Organism: Trichoderma breve
Lineage: Eukaryota; Fungi; Ascomycota; Sordariomycetes; Hypocreales; Hypocreaceae
Product: mitochondrial genome maintenance protein
Exons: 5
Coding region: 1-1014 (337 amino acids)
Biological process (GO): interstrand cross-link repair; recombinational repair
Cellular component (GO): mitochondrial chromosome; mitochondrial nucleoid
Molecular function (GO): single-stranded DNA binding
Source: RefSeq, a predicted model, not a curated record
AUGCCCGGACAGGUACAAGAAAAGCCGCCAGCUACGGAGGCUUCAGCCGCGGCAAUUGAGGAUGAUGAUGAGCCGGAUGAGUGGGACAAGCGGAUAUUCAGCACGGGCUGCGCGGAUGAAAAUAUGAAGAUGACAGACUAUCCUAGACUGUCAAUCCUAUCCGCCAUGCUUCCCUCACGCAGAGCCUUUUCCGCCGCCUCCAGGCAACUCGGCUGCCGCUCUUUCAGACCGAUCCAGCCUUCAGCACGGCUCUAUUCCACAGAGACAUCAACUACGUCAACGACAGAAGAGCCCGCAGCUAAGCCCACUUCUACCCCAGCUGUAGCGACACCGAAAUACGCAAAGCCCGCGCCCAGAGCGAGCAAGCCGGCAGUGGCAGCAUCUACACCGUCUCCCGCAGCAUCUUACAGCGACGUUGUCUACCAAGCCAAGAACAUUGCGUACGAGGACGCAAGGGAGGAUGGCGAUGUGACGGACCCGGCCGCCGUGGACUGGACGAGGAGUUUCUACGGCAUCUCAGCCCGGCCAGUAACAGAAAAGCAAUUCAAGGCCCUGAUGCAGCCUGUGGACGAGAAGGACAUCGAGGUCAAGCCCGACGGCGUCAUCUACCUGCCAGAGAUCAAGUACAGGAGGAGGCUGAACGAAGUCUUUGGUCCCAUGGGAUGGGGCCUGAUUCCCAAGGGAGAGGCCGUGGUUGGCGAUUCAAUCGUGACCCGCGAGUAUGCGCUCAUCGUCGAUGGCCGCUUUGUCUCACAAGCCCAGGGCGAAAACUCGUACUUCUCCGCCGAACAGCUACCCUCUGCCGUCGAAGGCUGCAAGUCAAAUGCCCUGAUGCGCUGCUGCAAAGACCUAGGCAUCGCCUCCGAGCUGUGGGACCCCCACUUUGUCCGAUGGUUCAAGAAGAAUCACAUGGAGGAAGUGUGGGUAGAGCACGUCACAACCAAGAAGAAGCGAGUGCAGUGGUAUAGGAAGGGCGAUGUGGAUGUGUCAUACCCCUACAAGGUCAGCAAGUAG